AUCACCACCAGGUGAAUGUUUGCUCCACAGUGCCAGCAGCCUGUGGACAGAGGUUUCUGGUUCGGUGUCAGGACUCUGUUAAACAGUCUCCACAUGUCAGAUUAUACAACCCGGUUCAGACAAAGUGAGCAGAAAGAGAGUAAAGUCCAGCUGGGAGCUCCUCACGUGGGUUUGGAUUUUCCUCUGUGCUCGUGAGAGACGCCCUUCAAACUCCACGAUUGUCGACCAUGUCUCAGACCGUCCCUCCAGUUCUGUCCGUUCACCCCUCUCGGUCUCUGGUCGAUGAGAAGUUGAAGGUGUUGGUGGAGAAUCUUCCUCCGGGGUCUCCGGUGACACUUCACUCCCUCCACCGCUCUGAGGAUGAGCACUACUGGGAGGCCUACGGACACUACGUCAGCGAUCACAGGGGAAUAGUGUCUGUUGCAGAGGAUUUGAGCGUCGGGGGAACGUACACGGGAAUAGAAAGCAUGGGUUUGUUGUGGAGUAUGCGCCCUGUCCCAGGCAGCCGCAAAGGCCUCAGGUUGAGAAAGAUGAACGUCCGCAGCCCCAUGCUGUUCAACAUCUCGGUCUAUAACGGACUUAUAACCGAGGGCUUCAGAGAGCAGACUCCUUUGGCCUCGGCGCUCAUAGAGAGAUGGUACAUGGCUCCAGGCGUCCAAAGAAUCGAUAUCAGAGAGAAAGGAGUGCGAGGGACCCUCUUUAUACCUCCAGGUCCAGGACCCUUCCCUGGACUGUUGGAUAUGUGGGGAGGCGGUGGAGGGCUGUUGGAGUAUCGUUCGUCUUUGCUGGCAUCCCGGGGUUUCGCUUCUUUUGCGCUGGAGUAUUUCAACUCUGGUGAGCUGGAGUCAGCAGAAUUAGAGUUCAGCUACUUUGAGAAUGCAUUCAGUAUUGUCAAAGACCAUCCUCAGGUGAUCCCGGACAAAAUCGGAAUCUUUGGUCUUUCCCUCGGCUCCAUUAUGACCGUCUAUUUGGCAGCUGAGAGCACCAUUGUCAAGCCUCUUUGUUGCGUUUGUGUCAGUGCCAGCCACUUUUACCCGCCCGGGAAGAACCUCCACGGAGUCUUUGAAGUGAUGACCAUGAACUCGCACAUGAUACGUGUGGACGAGAACGGGCAUCAUGCAUGGCGAGACAUGGGUCUGGAAAUCAUCAAGGAGCCCUCAAAUAGAAUUAAUGUGGAGAAAAUAAAUUGUCCGAUGUUGUUGGUGAACGGGCUCGAUGAUCAGAACUGGCCUUCAGUGGAGUGUGCUGAUGAGAUCGCCCAGAUUAUGAGUGCAGCAGGCAAAGGUGACCUGGUGACUAGACUGCACUACCCCGACACGGGACAUCUGAUCGAGCCGCCGUUCUCGCCUCACUUCAGGGCGACUAAGUUUAAAACAGCUACCGGAAAACAGAAAGUGAUCAUGCUGUGGGGAGGACAAACCAAACCUCAUUCAGACGCUCAGGAGGACUCCUGGAGGAAGAUCUUAUCGUUCCUACAGCACCAUCUGUACUCGAGAGAGACUCCCAAAGCCAGGAUGUGAACGACCACACCGAUAAAAGAACAAAAUGUUUACUACCUUACUCCGACCACGUGACGUUGGGUCUACACUAUAUUGACCAGGUGGCUUUGUUGUCCACAAAAUAUGUUUUGAAUGAUCAGAUUAGGUUGUUCGUUUUAGAGGAAUUCUUAAUAUUUGUGUCAAUCAUUAAGAUAAAAUUA
Molecule: messenger RNA, 1699 nt
Organism: Larimichthys crocea (large yellow croaker)
Lineage: Eukaryota; Metazoa; Chordata; Actinopteri; Sciaenidae
Product: acyl-coenzyme A thioesterase 4
Exons: 11
Coding region: 228-1520 (430 amino acids)
Biological process (GO): acyl-CoA metabolic process; fatty acid metabolic process
Molecular function (GO): fatty acyl-CoA hydrolase activity
Source: RefSeq, a predicted model, not a curated record